Molecule: messenger RNA, 711 nt
Organism: Mesorhabditis belari
Lineage: Eukaryota; Metazoa; Nematoda; Chromadorea; Rhabditida; Rhabditidae
Source: the annotation of a GenBank genome assembly
AUGCGAGAUGUGCUCAACAAUCCGACAACGAUUUGCGCCAGAGUGCCGGUUGGUUUCCAUCUCUCCACUAAUCAUCAAGUGCCUGAAAACUUGCGUCAAUCAAUGGGCGGACGGACAUUCGCUCGCUCACUUGUGCUCAUCUCGGAUUGGAUUCGAUCGAUUCCAGAAUUCUGGCAGCUAAAUGAAGUGGAUCGGGUGAAUCUCUGUUGUCAGCAAUAUCUCCGUCAAAUCAUCUUCAUCGAUUUCUACUACACUUACAAGUACAACUAUGACGGUUUCCUUGUUCUUCUUGGCACACGAGUCUCCAAACAUGAUCUACUAUUAUAUAAAGAUUUGGCGAACUCGAUGGGUUUUUUGAUCGAAUUCGGGCUUUCCACGAUCAUUCCCUCAAUGAAACGAGCCAAUAUUUGUGAUGAGGAAUUCGUUUUGCUCAGGAAUAUCAUUUUGUUCUCAUCAACAAUCGGCUUCACCGAUCAAAGCGCCACGGUGAUGCGAAAAGCUUUCUCUAAAUACUGUAGUAUGCUGUUUGAAUAUCAAAAGUCGAAGUUUGUUGACGAGACGAUAGUGAUCGAGAAGUUCACUGAAGCGAUGGCACAUCCAAGUUAUUUGCAGGGUAUUAGCCAGAAACUCUACGCUCAAUUCGGGAAAGCCAUUCUCUGUAAAGAAGCCGGUCUCUUCGGGAAACUCGCUGAAGAAGUUUUUCGCAAAUCU